Messenger RNA from Diatraea saccharalis (sugarcane borer), 1142 nucleotides. NCBI's taxonomy places the organism in Eukaryota, Metazoa, Arthropoda, Insecta, Lepidoptera, Crambidae. The record is from the annotation of a GenBank genome assembly.
AAAAUGUCAAAACAAAAUUGAAAACAAGUUACCGAAGAUCCAAAUCAUCGUGUGUUAUAAAUAUUUAGAUUUUCUAACAUAGGAAAUAGGUAAAAUCGUGACCAAAUAACAUUGAACUUUUGUAGAGUGUGAGAGAAAUUAGUUUUGUUCGUUUAAGUCAUUAUUCGUCUAAAUUCAAUCAUCUAUUGAAACAUAACAAUAUUUUGCGAUAGUUUGAAAAGUUAUUUUAAAACUUUGUUCAUCUACUUUUCUUGGGAUAAUGGUUGGAUAUAAAAUGGAUGGUCCAGCGAGAGAUCGCGUGUUAAAGUUAAUGGAAGAGAAGGAUAGAAUCGAAAGUGAGAUUCGUGAACAAACAGCUAUUUUGGACACCAACAAUGUGGGAAUGAACGAUGCACUUGUAGACGGCGAAGGGUAUCCUAGAGGUGACAUCGAUGUGUACAAAGUACGUCAUGCACGACAUAGAAUUAUUUGUCUACAAAAUGAUCACAAAGCGUUAAUGAAGAGAAUUGAGCAGGGUUUGGCCGAAGUGCAUUCAGAUUUUGUCGGUCCUAAUGGUGAAGGACCAUCAGUUGUAGUUCCGUUGCCUAAUGCCCCGUACAGUAACGGCCACUCUUCCUAUGCUCCAUCUAAUGAGGGUGAUACUGUGAAUUUGAAUGAAUCUGGGUUUGCUUCCGUUGGGAAUAUACAACCUGGUUCUCCGGCAGACAUGGAUGGUCUGUGUGAAGGAGAUGAAAUCCUCCAGUUUGGAUCAAUUAACAGUGGGAAUUUCACCGAUGUCACUCAGAUACACCAGUUAAUUUCGCACUCCAUUAAUCAGAGUAUCAGAGUACAGUUGCGACGAGACCAUCGUAUUUUAACUAUAAAUUUGACUCCUAGACCUUGGGCUCAACCUGGAUUGCUUGGCUGUCAUAUCCGAAGACUUUAAAAUAUAAUAGAAAUCCUCUUAAUAACAUAACACUUUGUAAGGUUUACAAUUUUAUUGUAAGCACUAUAUGUUCGAGCUUCUUAAUUGUAAUGUUAGACAACUUGUUUUGUUGGCAAUCCUAUUAUUAACAGUGAACUUUGUUAUUUACAUAUUGCUUGCAUAUGCUUAAGAAAUGUCUUGUAUAAAUAAACAAAAACUAUGAUUGUAAUAAAUAAAC